AUGUAUGAACAUCUUGCUCUUUCAUUGUACUUUGGUUGUGACUUUGACGGUGCACUAGAUUGUAUAAGUAUUGCAAUAACUUGUUCAUUCAACAAACGUGGCACUCUGCUGGCAGUUGGCUGUAAUGAUGGAAGAAUUGUUAUUUGGGAUUUUCUCACCAGGGGGAUAGCCAAAGUGAUCACUGCUCACGUCCAUCCUGUCUGUUCUCUCAGCUGGAACCGUAAUGGUCAUAAACUUCUAAGUGCUUCCACAGACAAUAAUGUAUCAAUAUGGGAUGUGACGACUGGGGAGUGCGAGAAGUCCUACAGGUUCCCCUCCCCAAUUCUUAAAGUUCAGUUCCAUCCCAGAGACUGUAACAGAUUUCUUGUUUGCCCUCUGAAACAUGCAGUGGUUCUGGUCGACACAGAAAAGAAACACAAAAUUAUUCCACUGGACGACGAGUCUGAUUUGAACAUUGUGGCCUCCUUUGACAGAAGAGGGGAUCAUGUUUAUACAGGAAACGCCAAAGGAAGGGUUUUGGUAUUCAACGCCAGCACGUUAGAGAUUGAUGCCUCCUUCAGAGUAACCACGGGAACCAGUAAUACCACGGCUAUCAAGUCUAUAGAGUUUGCUAGGAGAGGGAAUUGUUUUCUGGUGAACUCAGCAGACAGAGUCAUACGUGUGUAUGAGAGUGGAGAGGUGCUAGCAUGUGGUAAAGAGGGAGAGCCAGAGCCCAUACAGAAGUUACAAGACUUAGUGAACAGAACACUGUGGAAGAAGUGUUGUUUCUCUGGGGAUGGGGAGUACAUAGUAGCCGGGUCUGCCAGACAACACUCUCUCUACAUCUGGGAGAAAAGUAUGGGAAACCUGGUGAAAAUCUUACAUGGAACUAAGGGGGAAAUGUUACUGGAUGUCGUUUGGCACCCAGUGCGGCCAAUUAUAGCCUCUAUAUCCAGUGGAGUGGUUUCCAUAUGGGCUCAAAAUCAAGUGGAAAACUGGAGCGCUUUUGCUCCUGACUUCAAGGAGCUGGAUGAGAAUGUGGAAUAUGAGGAAAGAGAAUCUGAGUUUGACCUGGAGGAUGAAGAUAAAGAGGUCCAGGAAACCAAAGGUGAGAGAUAG
Messenger RNA from Lingula anatina, 1098 nucleotides. RefSeq names its product retinoblastoma-binding protein 5 homolog. Lineage: Eukaryota; Metazoa; Brachiopoda; Lingulata; Lingulida; Lingulidae. The record is from RefSeq and is a predicted model, not a curated record. Gene Ontology annotation, cellular component: Set1C/COMPASS complex. Gene Ontology annotation, molecular function: protein binding.